CAAGGUAAAUUGAAGUGGGGUAAUGUGGUAAAUACACAUGGAAGUUGAAAGCGUCUCGUGAAGAUGCCCGCGACGCUGCGAUAAUGGCGCGACCACCACCGAUUCAGAUUGUAGAAGAAGAAGAAGAAGAGAACACCGAUUCUGCACUGUUCACUCACCAUCUCCACUUCCUCACAAUUCCCAAUUUUCCAAACCCCUUGACGACGAAGAACCGCCACCACCACCGUCGCAAUGUGGAAGUGGUUUCGGAAAGAGGUAAAACCGCCACCACCGCCGCUGGUGGUUCUGGUGCCUCCGUUAUUCGAUUUCCCUCCCCUCGCCGCGCGCAACAGGAUGCUCGAAUCCUCCUACGACGUCGUCUUCGGGAAACUCGCAUUGAGGUGCCUCUUCAAUGAUUACUUCCAAUCUCCCAAGCAUUUCACCACGCGAAUCAUGUUCAAGCCAAUCGAUGAACCUCACGUCGAUCUCAUCGCAACUGUUUCAGGUCCUCUUGAUCAUAAGCCUGAAGAAAGCAUCACAGGAAAUGCGUUAUUUCGCUGGCAAAGUGAUGUUAAUGAUCCUCAUACAUUCAUGGACCUUUAUGUAUCGACAUCUGAUCCGAUUUUGCGGAUGAGGUCGUGCGCUUAUUAUCCUAGAUAUGGAUUUGGGGCUUUUGGAGUGUUCCCUUUGCUGUUGAGGAAAAGAGAAUUCUCCGAAGAUUAUGGUCUGAUGGGGUUGAGAUAUGGUUCUGGAAAUCUAUCCUUUGGAGUCACACUUAUGCCUUUUGCCAAGAAAGAUGAAUUACCAAAAUCUGCAUGGCUGGUGAGCAAGAUGGGAAGGUUGACUGCUGGGGUGCAGUAUGAGCCACAGCAUGGCAAUGCAAAACUUUCAAAUUUGAUGAACUGGAGUUGUGCCAUGGCCUAUGGUGUGGGAUCAGGCAGCCCCUUGAGUCCAUCCUUCAAUUUCAGUCUUGAGCUUGUCAAAAGCUCUCAGUUUGUUGCCUCAUUCUAUCAGCAUAUGGUUGUUCAAAGACGGGUGAAGAACCCCCUUGAAGAGAAUGGUGUUAUUGGCAUUACAAACUAUAUUGAUUUUGGGUUUGAGUUACAAACAAGUGUUGAUGAUGCCAUAGCCACAAACAAUAUCUCAGACUCCACUUUUCGAAUAGGAGCAUCCUGGCAAGCCAAUAAAAACUUCUUGCUGAAGGCAAAGGUUGGACCUCGCAUCUCUUCAAUGGCACUUGCAUUCAAAUCAUGGUGGAAACCUUCUUUCACUUUCAGCAUUUCAGCCACUAGAGAUCGUGCAGAUGGUCAGAUUCAAUAUGGAUUUGGCAUCCAAAGUGAAAGUCUCAGAGAAGCCAGUUAUCAAAGAGCCGAUCCCAAUUAUGUAAUGCUCACGCCAAGCAAGGAGCACUUAGCAGAAGGCAUUGCCUGGACAACAGGGCAGCGACCUAUGCUACAAUCUGACUUAGAUGCAGGACAGUUUGAAGGCUUACCCAGAGAUUUAAGACCCCUUGAUAAAAUUUUGUGAAAUUUUUUAGCUUCAUUUUUCCUUUUGCCUAUAAUGAAAAUUGUUUUAGGAAUGAUAGGUGAGAAUGCCUCCAUAAGAAUGUAGUCUUGGGCACUGCAUUCAACUAGUAACUAGAAUUUUAACACGAGAUGCCGUGCUUCUUUACGGCACCGUACGGAUCUUGCUCAGUCCUAAUUUUGAUUCCCAGUCCCACUGGUAUAGGCACAAAUUCCUCCUAUGGAUUAUAAUUUUCCAUGACUUUAUAACCCAUUAUACAUUUAUAUUGUAUAUUUACCUUCUGCGCACUAGAAUCAUAGCAGUUGCAGACUGAGGUCCAGUCUCCUUUAUCUUCAUGUUGAACUUACGCUGCUGGGCGGCAAUCUGACC
Messenger RNA from Lotus japonicus, 1872 nucleotides. RefSeq lists its product as uncharacterized. NCBI's taxonomy places the organism in Eukaryota, Viridiplantae, Streptophyta, Magnoliopsida, Fabales, Fabaceae. The coding region runs from base 232 to 1506 and encodes 424 amino acids. The record is from RefSeq and is a predicted model, not a curated record. The transcript has 13 exons.